This is a messenger RNA of Adineta ricciae, 1953 nucleotides long. Lineage: Eukaryota; Metazoa; Rotifera; Eurotatoria; Adinetida; Adinetidae. The record is from the annotation of a GenBank genome assembly.
AUGAUUUCCAACCCAUCACAUUUCGCUAGUUAUAAACAGAGACAUUGUACCGAUAGAUUUUGUUUAAUUCUAUUCAUCGGCUUUGUUAUUGCUUAUAUUGUUCUGGCGAUAAUUGUCAUCAGCCAUGGAAAUCCAAUAAGUUUGAUACAACCAAGCGAUUCUUUUGGUAAUAUAUGCGGACAAAAAGAGUUCAAAUCGCGACCCUAUCAAUUCUAUUAUGAUAUAAGCAAAUGCUUAACCGAGAAUAGUCUUUCACUGGUCUGUCCAACGAUAAAACUAUGCGUUCAAUCAUGUCCUACUUAUUACUCGCAUUACCAACUGUUACAAUCCGAUGAGAAUAAUGAUUAUCUAUCGAAAAAUCGCACUCGUCAGCAGUUGAUCUGCGUAUACAAUUACAUACCGAUGGAAGAUAAUCGCAGUAUUCUCGAAAUGGUCCAAAACAACCUUUGCGCACCGUAUACAAUUCCAUCGGAGCCAUUUUUUGGUCUUUGUAUUCCGUCGAUGAUCACUGAUGUAUUUGAGUAUCAACAAAAUCGAACGUUGAACACUUCUCGUGAACAGAUGACUGGAAUUGCUGGUAUCAGUCGGCUCGUUGCUUCGGAUUUAGAACAAAUUAAAGAAAGUUUGGCAUUAUUCAUACUACUCGGUGGUUUACUAGUUGUGUUGUACAUGUUUGCUCUGACAAAAAUAGCUGGCUUUAUUGUUUUCUUCACGAUUAUUAUAUUCCUUACAGUUUUAUUUGUUUGUAGUCUAUAUUGCUGGUACACCAUCUAUACUGGUCAAGAUUUCGUUUAUGAAUAUAGUGCUAUGGCAAGAAUUAUUAAUGAUUUUGUUAAAUUAAAAACAAUUUAUUAUAUCAUUGGUUGUCUAACAACGUUCUUCUUUGUUUUCAGUUUAAUUCUUACCAUUGUUUCUUUGAAUCGCUUUCGUUUAAGUGUCAUUCUAUUGGAACAUGGAGCCAAUGCCAUCUUUUCCAGUUUAAGUACAUUAUUUUGGUCGCCGAUCGUUCCCACACUGUUCGUUUGCUUAACCAUCGCAGUCGUCUACAUCCAAAUGUGUUUUUCAACCAUUCCUUGUUCGCUGAAGAUUGAUGAUACUGAAUGUGCCUUCCAACAGGAAUUCGGCUACAAUUCAUCCGUUCCAAACGAAGUCGAUUAUUUCACACGUACAACUCUCAAAUUUCUGGUAGAUAACAAAACAAAUCUGAAAUGGUUGAAUUUAUUUGCGUACAUUUGGUUCAGCAGUUUUCUGUUUGCAUUCGAUAGAAUCGUUCAAGCCGGUGUUUUUGGAAAUUAUUACUGGUCGAAACAAUCCUUUACGACUUCAUGUCCACUCAUCUAUUCGAUUGUUAUUACAAUUCGAUAUCAUUUAGGUUCCAUUGUAUUUGGUGCGUUAGUCAUUACGCUGUUCAAUCAUUUACGAAUGAUUCUCAAUUAUCUGAAUCGAAAACUAUCGAGAUUUAACGGAUGUUGUCUACUAACAUGUUUCUUCUGGUUAUUUGAGAAAUUUCUGAAAUUUCUUAAUACAAACUCUUAUAUACUCAUCGCUACGCAUGGUUAUUCAUUUUGUAAAGCAGCGCGUCGAGCAUUUCUCUACAUCUCGACAAAUUGCAUUCGAUUUUUUAUUGUGAUUAACCUAACACAAUGGAUUCUCCUCUGCGGGCGAAUCUGCGUCUCUACAUGUAACGUCUAUUUCUUCUAUCAAUAUCUACAAUGGACAGAUCAGUUGAAUCAUCUGACUCUUCGUUGGAUUCCAUUAAUUCUGAUUGGAUUACUAACUUAUCUUAUCUGCAAUAUGUUCUUUAAUGUUUAUAAUAUGGCAAUCAAAACAUUCUUUCUAUGUUUUCUUGAAGAUUUCGACGAAAACGAUGGGUUGAUAUCAUGUCCUUAUGUAAUGAAUAAUGAACUUUUACGUUUAGUACACAAAACAAACAUUGUCGUUGGAAAAGAAUGA